Messenger RNA from Lemur catta (Ring-tailed lemur), 2197 nucleotides. It is a transcript of the gene APMAP, whose product is annotated as adipocyte plasma membrane associated protein. Gene Ontology annotation, molecular function: strictosidine synthase activity. Bases 70 to 1317 code for a protein of 415 amino acids. The record is from RefSeq and is a predicted model, not a curated record. Gene Ontology annotation, biological process: biosynthetic process. The transcript has 9 exons. NCBI's taxonomy places the organism in Eukaryota, Metazoa, Chordata, Mammalia, Primates, Lemuridae.
GCCCCGAGCCCGAGCCUGCGCCGAUCAGUGCCGGCUAGUGGCGGCGUGCGGAGAGUGCGAGCCUGCGCCAUGAGCGAGGCGGACGGGCUGCGGCAGCGCCGGCCUCUGCGGCCGCAGGUCGUCACGGACGAUGGCCAAGCCCCGGAGGCCAAGGACGGCAGCUCCUUUAGUGGCACAGUUUUCCGAGUGACCUUCUUGAUGCUGGCUGUUUCCCUCACCGUUCCCCUGCUUGGAGCCAUGAUGCUGCUGGAUUCUCCUAUAGAUCCACAGCCUCUCAGCUUCAAAGACCCCCCCCUGUUGCACGGUGUUCUGCAACCAAAUACGAAGUUGCGACAGGCAGAGAGACUGUUUGAAAAUCAACUUAUUGGGCCGGAGUCCAUAGCACAUAUUGGGGAUGUGAUGUUUACCGGGACAGCGGACGGCCGGGUCGUAAAACUUGAAAAUGGUGAAGUAGAGACCAUCGCCCGGUUUGGUUCAGGCCCAUGCAAAACCCGAGAUGACGAGCCUGCUUGUGGGAGACCCCUGGGCAUCCGGGCAGGGCCCAAUGGGACUCUGUUUGUGGCUGAUGCAUACAAGGGCCUGUUUGAAGUAAAUCCCUGGAAACGUGAAGUGAAGCUGCUGCUUUCCUCCGAGACACCCAUUGAGGGGAAUAAAAUGUCCUUUGUGAAUGAUCUUACAAUCACGCGGGAUGGGCGGAAGAUUUAUUUCACAGAUUCUAGCAGCAAAUGGCAAAGGCGAGAUUAUCUGCUCCUGGUUAUGGAGGGCACAGACGACGGGCGCCUACUGGAGUAUGAUACCGUGACCAAAGAAGUGAAAGUUUUACUGGACCAGUUGCGGUUUCCUAAUGGAGUCCAGCUGUCUCCUGAGGAAGACUUUGUCCUAGUGGCAGAAACGACCAUGGCAAGGAUACGAAGAGUCUACGUGUCUGGCCUGAUGAAGGGAGGGGCCGACCUGUUCGUGGAGAACUUGCCGGGAUUUCCAGACAACAUCCGACCCAGCAGCUCCGGGGGAUACUGGGUUGGCAUGUCGACCAUUCGCCCUAACCCUGGGUUUUCCAUGUUGGAUUUCUUAUCUGAGAGACCAUAUAUUAAAAGAAUGAUUUUUAAGCUCUUUAGUCAGGAGACGGUGAUGAAGUUCGUGCCGCGGUAUAGCCUCGUCCUAGAACUCAGCGACAGUGGCGCCUUCCGGAGAAGCCUGCACGAUCCCGAUGGGCUGGUGGCCACCUACAUCAGCGAGGUGCACGAGCACGAUGGGCACCUGUACCUGGGCUCCUUCAGGUCCCCCUUCCUCUGCAGACUCAGCCUCCAGACAGUUUAGCCAGCCUGGAUGGCUGCUAAACUGCCGCGCGUGCUAGGAGGCCUUAUGCUCGGGCACCAGACCUGGUCCAGAAGGAGCCGUGGACACACUGUGGCGCAUGUGUCCCCAUGCACCUGUCGGCCCUUGGAGGUGUGGUGAGAGCUGCUGCAACCCCUGAGGAUGUGCAGGCCCUGGAGGAGCAACCGUCACCUGGGCCCGACUUUGUGUUUAGAGGGAAACAUGACAUUUCUACAUUUCUGCUGCCAGGAAGAUAAAUUCAUGUAAAGCCAUUUUCUCUCAAAAAAAGAAAAAAAAAAAAAAAAAAAAAGCUUUCUAAGUACAACCAUUCUCUAGGACGUGGGAAACCUCGUGCGUUUUUACUAGGGCUCUGUGCCCGGUGGACGGGGCAGCAGGUGAGCUGCCCGGGGAUCUGGUUGCUGCUGUGUCUGUCCUGCCAGCUCUAGUGUCUUCACUGUAAAGUGGGGUGAUGCCUUUCUUUGUGGGGGGCACGGGAUUGUGGAGGCCAAGACUUAAAGCCAUGUCCUCAGGGGUUGUGUGGGACUCGGGCCCUUGGUCCCUAGGCAUUCCCUCCACAGUGCGCAGGGAGAGUGUGUUGGCUCCAGCGGCUCAGAGAGGACGUCACUGGGUUUCUUUCUGUGAAUCCUGCCGUGCUGGAAUCGGGUGAUCAGUGAUUUAGUCCCUUUCACAGGGUGCAUUUAGCAGUGUCCUGUUUAUGACCUUUGUUCUUCCCCGCUAGACCCACACCUGUGAACAGUGCACGUGUUAAUGUCCUACUUGCUCGAGUGCUGUAAGUUACUGUAUAUUUUCACAAGUACGUCUACACACUGGUCAUAAUUUUGAUAGUAAAUAAUGAUAAAUUGAUUUCUGCUGAUUAACCUUU